CCCAGUUCAAAAGCUGGCUACUUGCUCUCUUCACCUGCACGGCCACAUCGACUCCAGCGCAUCAACUCCUGUCAAACGUUCACACAGCUAUCAUGGUGCUUUCCGAGCCUCAGCCAGCACACCUCGGUCUCGGUCGUGGACCGAAGAUCGAAACUGGUCAGCCAGUGAGGCAAGAACCAAUGAGAAUGAGGCCUCAGCCAAAUGAUCCGUCAGUUGAUCGGCAGCCGGUUGGCCUGCGGGGCGGAGAGCGCAGCGAGGCUUGCCCUGGACGAUUCUGUUUCUGCAUUCCAUGCCCACUGCGGUGCGACUUCUGCAUCUGCUGCUUCUAGUGAGAGCCUCGCUGACUGGGCGGCGUGGUUUCCUUUUCUAUAUGGAAGUGCGACCAGAGAGUUUGCAUCUCUUUCAACAGGUCGACGAACCUAGAAACCGGCUUCCUCCAAGUCAUCAGUUUCACACGUCUUUAUCACACUAACGAUUGCCAUGAAAUAUGCCAAAUACAGCACGAUAUGGAUCUCUUCAGUAGAUACAAAAUUAUAAGUUUUACUGAAAGAAGCUCCAGUUUUGUGGGUACAUUUUGCAUGCUUCAAGUGCCUCAAAAGGAUGUCUGCAGAUCCCUCUUCUAUCUCCUGAGCGGUCCGUAAUGUGGAAAAAAGAGAUUUGUACAUGACGUAGCCGUGAUAAUUGUUACUCGCGAGGAAACGCCUGCGGUCUGUAGUAACCAAUGUGUCUCUUAGAGCAGUAUCGAAGCCUCUCCUGCGGAAAAUAGUUGGCUAUACCAUAUUGGAUGUGACAGAGCCUUGGUGCCGAGGAGAGAAAGGAUUUGUUCGGUCGAGCGAGGGAGGUACUGCUACACCCAUGGAAUCGUGCAUGAUGGAGAAUUGUUGGAUAUCAGUAUAAGGCUUGACGGACUUCUACAUGUGUAACACCAGGUUUCGUCUGAGACAGAAGGAAGAUCGGUUUGUGUACAGAGAGAGUUUCCAUCUCAUACGCUCCGAAGUAGUCUUCGUGGCGGUCUAGAAUAUGAUUCCCAUUCGCC
Molecule: messenger RNA, 1036 nt
Organism: Verruconis gallopava
Lineage: Eukaryota; Fungi; Ascomycota; Dothideomycetes; Venturiales; Sympoventuriaceae
Exons: 2
Coding region: 93-329 (78 amino acids)
Source: RefSeq, a predicted model, not a curated record